Messenger RNA from Australozyma saopauloensis, 876 nucleotides. RefSeq lists its product as uncharacterized. Gene Ontology annotation, biological process: SNARE complex disassembly; intracellular protein transport. Gene Ontology annotation, molecular function: syntaxin binding; soluble NSF attachment protein activity. Gene Ontology annotation, cellular component: vacuolar membrane; SNARE complex. Bases 1 to 876 code for a protein of 291 amino acids. NCBI's taxonomy places the organism in Eukaryota, Fungi, Ascomycota, Pichiomycetes, Serinales, Metschnikowiaceae. The record is from RefSeq and is a predicted model, not a curated record. The transcript has a single exon.
AUGUCGGAUCCUUUGUCCUUAAUCGCAGAAGCCGAGAAGCUCUCAAAACCUCAAACAGGCUUCUUCUCCUUCCUCGGCGGCUCGUCGUCCACCCGUCUCGAAGACGCCAUGGACUUGUACAUCCAGGCCGCCAAUAUGUAUCGUUUGCAGAAGAACUUUUCUGAGGCCGGACAGCUGUUUGUGCGUGCUGCCGAAACACAGAAGAAGCUCAAUUCCCACAACGAUGUGGCCAACCAUUUGAUCGAGGCAUACAAGUGCUACAAAACCGUUGCUCCGCACGAUGCCAUUGACGCGCUUUCACAGGCCAUUCACAUCUUCUUGACCCAAAACGGUCAGUUCAGAAGAGCCGCCAACUUCCAGAUGGACUUGUCGGAGCUCUACGAGAGCGUCGGUGAUUUCGAACACGCCACAGAGAAUUACGAGAAGGCAGGCGACUACUUUUCGACUGACCAGGCGGAGGCCCUCUCUUGCAAGGCAUUUUUGAAGGCUGCUGACUUGUAUGCUUCCCAGGGAAACUAUUCUAAGGCUAUGCAAUUGUACGAUAGCAUUAUCCAGAAGCUGGCCGGAAACAAUUUGUCGCGCUGGUCAUUGAAGGACUACUACUUUAAGGUCGUUUUGUGUGCAUUGUGCAUGGAGGAUGCCGUAGAAGCACAGAAGAGACUUGAUAACUAUGCUGUGGAAGAUGCAUCCUUCGCAUCUACCAGAGAGUUCAAAUUGUUGCAGGAUAUUGCUACCAUCAUCGAUGCUGGCACUGCUGAGGAGUUUGCUGAUGCUGUCUACGAGUUUGAUCAAUAUAGCAAGUUAGACAAGUUGAAGACCCAGAUGUUGUUAAACUUGAAGAACAGCAUCAUUGACAAGGGUGACGAUUUGACCUAG